Plenodomus lingam JN3 is the source of this 2043-nucleotide messenger RNA. RefSeq lists its product as uncharacterized. The record is from RefSeq and is a predicted model, not a curated record. NCBI's taxonomy places the organism in Eukaryota, Fungi, Ascomycota, Dothideomycetes, Pleosporales, Leptosphaeriaceae.
AUGGCGUCAGCACGCAGCACUGGGCCACUGGGCAAAACACAGAAGACUCGGGCACGACUGGGUGAGGAGCCCUCACUGGAUUCUCAGCGCCCACUAAAGCGCACGUCAACGGCCAGGUAUCACCAAGUUCAUUCAUAUGACUAUAGUAUUAGUAUCGAUUUCGGUACGACGUUCACCUCAGUAGCGUGUAGCAUCCGGGGCGGUGCACCAUUCACACUCCAGGAGUUUCCAGACGAUCCGCAACCUGGCCGCGUGAACAUGCAAGUGCCCACAGAGAUCCUGUACCUCUCAUCUGAGAGCGAAGGAUCUACCGGCGUUACACACAAGAGGAUCUAUGGCUAUCAAAUACAAGAACGCCGCAAUCAUCCGAGCGUCUACGAGGACGGCCUUACAGAGGCCGGCCAUAUCGUCAACGUCAAAUUGCUACUGGACAAGACCGUACACCUGAAGUCCCUUCAGAAGAAGUUGAAUGAGACGUUGGGUGAGCUCAAGUUACAGCAUAUCAUCUCGAAAAACGAAGAUGUCAUACGCCACCUUCUGGAACUCUAUCUGCAGCACGCAAAGUAUAUCAUGGUUCGGGACUACGGCCUCAAGAGCUGUAGCACCGUGGAGGUAACAUUCUGCGUCCCGGUAUGUUGGGAUCCAUCUGCAAAUGAGAUCAUGAGCGCGUGCGUACAGGCAGCGCUCAGGAAAGUUGACCUUGGUAUCGGCCCUCAGAAUCAAUGUAACCUCUUUAUGGUGAAUGAAGCCGAGGCAGCGGCUAUGCACACGUUGAGUGGACACGUUGGCAAAUAUCAUCUGGGAGAAUCAUUUCUCCUGCUGGACUGUGGCGGUGGGACUAUCGACCUUGGUGUAUAUGAGAUCGGACGUGACUUCCCAUUUCGACUGGGCAGACAAGUCAACCCUACCUCAGGGGCGGUAUGUGGCUCUGGUGACCUCAAUCGAGCAUUUUCCGAGUUUGCGACAUCACUUCUCAAGCAUGCUACAAUAUCUGCUGCAGGCGACGAUACAAUUGAGCAUAUCGUUGAGACGGAGGUGUUACCUCAAUUCGAGAAUUGGACCAAACGUUCAUUCUCUCUCAAUCAUAGGGACCUCGAGAAUAAAUCUUACGCAUUUCGGAUUCGAGGCCUGCAGGCCAUUCCUGGUGACGAUCGAAUAAAGAAAGGUACAUUCGUCUUGAGUUUUGAUGAUAUGGAAGCUCUUUUCGCGCCAAGUCUCAAAACCAUCGCAACUCUUAUGAGAAACCAGAUUUUCUACGCAAUCGAAGCCCGCACGAAAGUGAACAAGGUCGUCCUAGUCGGGGGUUUCGGUGAUUCCCCAGCGUUGAAAGAAUAUCUGGGAAACACUCUGGAUCAGAUCAACGCUGAGUAUGGCACAAGCAUCACAAUCAUUACGGCUCCUCAAAAUACUGCAGCAGCUGGCGUUGCCCUGGGUGCCUUGAAGCGAGCACUCGACAAAACUAACGGACCGGCGAAGAUACCAUGUCAGAGCAUCGGCAUCUACCAUCACUUGCGAUACGAACCUGAUCGUUACAGUAAAGAUGUCCUCAAUCAGCACGAAGAUUAUUGGGAAAUGUGCGAGGAAGACGGCGAGGAGUAUAUCAGUAACACUAUCCAGUGGAUAAUCAAAAAGGGACAAGGAGCUGCCCAAUCCGUCCACGAAUACGGAUGGGAAAGCAUGCACAUUUUUACCCCAGCCCACACCACCCAAUGGAUAGCAGAAUACGAACUCUUCGCCUCAGACGAAUGUACAGAAGACUACUAUAUUCGCAAUCACCCCAAGAACAGAGGAAAGGUGCACAAAAUCGGAAAAGUUGUUUUCGACCUCAUGCCCAUACGACCCUACCUCCAACUGCUCAAGGCAAAUGGCGCCGACGAAGGUCAGGACCGAUACGAACCUACGAUCAAGAUCAAGAUGAAGAUCAUCGACAAACAUCUGGAUUUUGUCGCUUACUAUCCUGCUGAGGGCCAUCCUCAGAUAACGAUUCAGGGCGUCCAUGAACACUUCAGCGUUAUUUCGUGGUUUGAACCGGGCACUGUCUAA